Ipomoea triloba (trilobed morning glory) is the source of this 845-nucleotide messenger RNA. RefSeq lists its product as uncharacterized. Lineage: Eukaryota; Viridiplantae; Streptophyta; Magnoliopsida; Solanales; Convolvulaceae. The record is from RefSeq and is a predicted model, not a curated record. The transcript has a single exon. Bases 255 to 704 code for a protein of 149 amino acids.
ACACCAUUCCAUAUAUGAUGCCAAAUCAUGGCAAUCUUCUUCACCCGAUCCGACACCAACCUAAUAAAUCCAAAACGCAUCAACGUAAUAUUACAACACACACCCCAAAAGUUCAUUAAACCUGCGACACACAAUCCCCUUCUCUCAUAUUUAUUAUGAACCCCAUUCCUAUUCUAUAUAGACUCACACUCUUCUUCUUCUUCUUCUUCUCCAUCCAAUCCUACACAGACUGAGAAAAACGCAGACCGGAAAAAAUGGCGUCCGUUUGCGUUUCGAGCUGCGUUAAAGACGUCAGGGCCCCCGUCGUUGUGAGAGCCACCUACGAGAACCUCUACAAAUGGCCGGAAUCCGACGCCGAGUUCAUCCGCUCCGUCACUUCUAACGUGCGCUCCGCCGCCGUCGCCGGCCACCCGAGGGUUGUGGACAGCAUCUCGUGCCGGCAGAUGUAUCUGAGAAGCUACACUUUCUCGCGGGAAGAAGACGGCCGCAAGGAGGAGGAGGAGGAGGCGGAGGAAACCGCCGCCAAGUGCUGCGGCAGAGCGCGGAAAGAGGCGGCGGGGAGAAAGAGGAAAUCAGGAGACGGCGGCGCCGGCGACGGAGGACAUGGCCGGAGAAAAAAGAAAUGUUUUAGGUUUCGACGGGCUAUGGUUUCCAUUUUCCGGAGAUUGCUGUCUUGCACUGCCCAGGUUGACGUGGUUGGUUGAAUAUUAAUUAUUAAUUAAUAUAAUUACUGUAAUAUUAAGAAAUAAUUAUAAGAAUUUAAAAUCCACCCUUUAAUUUAGAUAUCUGAGUUAUUAAGAAUAUAAUUUUAUGUUUCCAUAAUAUUAUAUUUCAAUUAUUAUGUA